GAAUUAACACUUUAAAUUUGUUCUAGACAUUCAACAUGACAUUAUGGACAUACCUGUAAUUGGAUGGCAGUCUCAAACCUCAAACAGUCUCAAACAGUGCUGAGCACAAAGGCAGCAAAACAUUUGUUAGUAUUUCAAACAGACAUUUGGACCAUUUUCCCCAGCAUGGCUGUAGUAACAAAAAUCAACACAAGAUGGAGGUAAAGACCUUUCUAUUGUACAUAAUUUGCAGGCACAGCGUCUCCUUCAUUGGAUUACCCACUGUCUCCAACAGAGCACACUCAAAUGACAUUAGCGUUGUGAAACCAAGCCACUAACGCCCUCAGUCCUGAUCCCUACACUAAUGCAGGCUCACAGACAUACACAAACAGAGACACUAUCGCUUUCAAUCACAGAUACACACACUCUGCAUGGCUUGUAACAUCAUCCUUAUGCAUAAUUUCUUUUGAAUACUACAGAAGAAAUUUAAUUGAAUGAAUUUUAUAAAAACAUGUCUACCUCACAUUUCCCCACAUGUAUAUAGAUGUAUAAUCUAUGUAAAUGUAUUUACUGAAUAACAAAAAUGAAGCCUGUUUUAUGACCAAUGAGAUUAAUUGAAAAUGCAGCAUGAGUCUGAGACAAUUUCAGUGAUGUAGUUUGUCAAGUUAAUUGCAUUAUUUUACAUUAAAACUAACAGUAACUUUGAACUAAUGAAUGAAAACAUUUCAGGCCUGUAGAUUAACAGGUUAUAUUUUCCCCUUAAAAAAUUCUCACUACAGUGAUGCAUUUGGAUGUUUGAUGUUUAUAUUUUUUGUAAUUACCAUUAUUUUAUUUUACAUUAGCCUGAAUAUACAGCGUUGUUAUUAUUUAACUCAACAUAAAGGCAAAUACAAUAAAUACCAUGAUGUAAAUAAUUACAUAAUUUAUUUAGUUCUUUGAUUUUGGGGUGAAAUAUAACCUGGACAUGUUCUUGUCAGGCUUCAUGAGAGUCACACAAAAGUAUCUCACUAUGAAUAGCAAUACACACAUUUUGAUUGAAGAAAACGUGUGUUUUAUCACUCUCUAUUAAAAGUUAUGUUAGUGGAAACAGCUGAUUUGGAGAAGAAAUGGCUUAAUCAGUCUGUUGCUUUGAUCUUGUGUCUUUUUUCCUUUUCUUUCUUUGCGGUUUCUCUGGUUCAUUACUUUUCGAUCUUUACAUUUUGUGUCUCAAUCUCCAGGGAUUCAAUCAGAGAAUCUGACCCUUUGCCCUCUCGCCAUUCCAUCACCAAGCCAACACAGACUUGCACUUAAUCAUACACGCACACACUGUUUUAAUGCCCAGUAUUAAUAUUUGACAAGGGAUGUACAGUGACCUUAGAGGGUCAAAGGUCACUAUUCAAGUAUGCACACACAGAGGGAGGGAAAAGCAAUAACAUUUAAAAAGAGGGAAAUUAUCACCCGAGUCCCAAAAAGACACAGACAAGAAAAUAAAUUAUCUCAGUUGGCUGUAUAGUGCAAGUGAUCUGAUUUCAUAUUAGACUCACAUAGUAAGGCAGAGGAUACCGGGCUGUUUCAAAUCAAUAAGGCUAAACAAAUCGCAUCCCAAUACACACAGUAGGCCUCUCCCAGGGCCAAUUACUGUACCAGUUAGGUGGAGGGCAGAGUAUCUUAGAUGGCAAAAAGAGCCAAAUAACCCAAAACAGAUAACAGAGGUACACUGAUGCUGACAAACCAAUAAGAAUGACUUGUACCUUGUGUCAAAGUACCGCUGGCAUCAGGUUUAAUAACCUGUGACGCUUCUGUCAGCACAACGUGAGAGGAACAUGCUCCUAGACAAAGUGCAUGUUAGUCACUUAUCAAUAGGUUAUCCAAUAACAUUCAAUAUAACAAUGUACUCACCUUAAUGUUGUUCCAAAACCAUAUACUAUUUUCUUUUUCUGAGGAAAACAAAAGAUAUUAGGCAGAACGAAAGCAUCAGUCACUAUUGGCUUCCAUUGCAUGGGGGGAAAAAGAUGCAAUGAAAGCCAAUUGUGACUGAGGGUGAAAUAAAGUUUAUAUGAUGGUAACUAUGAGGGUAACUAAAUGGGGGAGGGGGGGAGAGAGAAAUAUAUUGUGGGUGAACUAUCCUUUUAACCCUAAAGUUAAUGGGUAAUGAUUGGUUAACAGGAAUGUUGUUCCUGGAGGAACAAAGAAUUCAUAUCCAGGGAUAUGUAUUGAUAAAUUUACCAAGCAAUGCAUUAUUGCGGAUUUUGUCAUAUAAAAGACUGAAGCUGACUAUUGUGAUUUAGGUUUAGAAAAGAGAGGGAAUUAAGGGGUUGACAGGGUAAAGGAAGAAAGGCAGGAGGACAGAGAGAUAGAUGGGUGUUUUGGGGGGAGAGAGAGAGAGAGAGAGAGAGAGAGAGAGUAGGGGAAGAAGAAGAAGAGAAAGGGUGAAAAAGGAUGAUUGGGGCUCUGACGAGGGAGAGAGAAAGAGAGAGGGGGGUUUAAAACGUCAGCGUAUGUAGGAGCCCUGCUGCCAGUCUGCAUGUACUGAUAUGCGCGACGCUCGAGGAGUUUGCGCUCCGGUCAGGCUCGCGCACUGGGAUCCUAACCGUCACCAGCACAUAAAAGCGCGGAUAACGAAGAUGAUUCCCUUCACACAGCAACACGAAACGGAGCAGUGUACGCAGAUUGCAGCGAUUAAGUGUCUUGUCAGUUUCCACACACCUUUGGAUGUGACGAGCUCCAAGUAGCGGGAGUUUACCGUGACAGACAGCAGGUGGGAUUCCACUCAGAGGAAAGCUCGCGCUUGACUUUUUGUUGGACAUGGGACCGGGUCUCGCCUGUUUUGGAUACGGUACCGGAGGAACCGCGUCUUCUUGAACGAAGAGCUGUCGACAGCAGGACAACGACGAGAUGCGCUCCGACCACAGCUUCAUCCUGCUGCUCCUCAACGGGACAGCGUGCUUGCUGGCUCUAGGACAGGAAGAUACCCACUCGUCAUCUUCUUCCUUCCCUUCGUCUACGUCAAAAUCCUCCUCCCCAGCAGAAUCCUCCAAAACUCUAGGAGUUAUGGGAUCUCAGGGUUCGAUUUCACCCCUGAGUCGCUGGGUGAUGCACAGCCGUGGCCGAGCCGCCAACACUUCCACAAUGGAGCUACCCUAUCGUUCUCCGGUGCCCUUUUCCAAACAGGAAUUUUGGGAAAUGCUGGGUAGCGACCUCCUCAAAACGGACACGGACGCGUCGGGGAACUCCCGUGUCAAGCGCCGUCCCCCGAUCGUCAAAACAGGCAAAUUUAAAAAGAUGUUCGGCUGGGGUGACUUCUACUCUAACAUCAAGACGGUGCGCCUCAACUUGCUCAUCACGGGUAAGAUCGUGGAUCAUGGGAACGGCACCUUCAGCGUCUACUUCCGUCACAAUUCCACCGGCCAGGGGAACAUCUCAGUCAGCCUGGUACCUCCGGUGAAGGCCGUGGAGUUCGACUUGGAGCGCCAGAGUGUGGUCUACCCUAAAGACUCAAAGAUCUUCAACUGCCGCAUAGACUACGAGAAGGUGGACCGCAGCAAACGCACCUCGCUUUGCAACUACGACCCCUCCAAGACCUGCUUCCAGGAGCAGACACAAAGCCACGUGUCCUGGAUCUGCUCCAAACCCUUUAAGGUCAUUUGUAUCUACAUUUCAUUCUACAGCACAGACUACCGACUGGUGCAGAAGGUCUGUCCAGACUAUAACUACCACAACGAGAUGCCCUACCUACCCUCAGGGUAGAUCUGUGGGGAGCAGUUGUCUAGAGGGACGAGGAGGGCUGGAUGGGGGAAGGAGUUAGAAUAUGAGGGAUCGGUUCUAGUACGGAUGUGAAGAUGAAUGUGAAAUGUUAAUUUGGGAUGGGGGUUUUAAAGAACACAGAGGUCUUCAGCUAAAGACUCUUCAGAAACUUAUAAUUGAGCUGUUAUGGAACACCCCCUCAUGACCUGAACAUCACAGGUGGUUUAAAGGGUGAAUGUACAGUAUUUAAUGUGCUGCGGUUUAUGUCUUGAAGAACCUCUUAAGCAACCUGGCAAAUGUGACCUGCAAAAACAAAUAUAUGCAAAACCAAAUGGUCAGGCCCAGGUGCUCAGUGUGGGAGGAUCCGCUACAUCAAUUCGAGUCCCUGAUUGGCUGUGCUCAUCAGUGCCCAGUGUUACGAUCUUGUAAUUAAUACCUAGGAACAAGAAAUCAUACAGAAUCAUACUGGUCACGACAGGCUGAUAAGUGUUUGCUGAUUUGGUAUACACUCUUAAAAAUAAAGGUUCUUUUUUUAGCAACUAUGGUUUUUUAACAUCCAGGGAACCAUUGCACAAAAGGUUGUUUAAAAUGGAAUGUUCUUCACACUAAUAAAACAUGGUUCUUUUAAGAACUGUUAAUUGAAAGGUUCUUUAAUGAACCAAAAAUGUUGGUUUCAAUGGCAUCGCUGUAAACAACCUUUUAGAAUCUUUGUUUUUUAAGAGUGUAGCUUGUUUCUUCCAAAAAAUAAUAGCUUACACAACCCAACACAAGACAUUAACAUACAACAUGCCUCAUUGACACCUUUUUCCACCUCUGAAAACAGUAAAGAAUGACAGAAAGAAAAGAAGUUAGUGCUGUAGGAAUGCAGUGUAGCAAGUAAGAGCAAAAUGACCAGAUUUAACAAAAAGAUAAAAGCCUCCCCCUUAAUAUCAAUGAGAAAGAACGAAAGCAGGACAGAAAGCACUUUAAUUGAAAAUACAGCACCAAAAAAGAGAUGUUGAGUCUGCAUUGAGCCCAAUCGCUCUAUUGUUCUGACUGUUACGGAAGAGCAGAAAAGAGGUUUUGUUUGGUCAGGAUUCCUGACUUUGUGCUGUGAUAACUGUUCUGCUGAACGCACGAUUGCUUCGUCCUUGUCUGAACAUUCCCUCACAGUCAGCUGGUUUAUCGUUGAGAAAAAAAAAAACAAGUUAAUUUUGCAUAAUUUAAUCACACUGCUAAAUGGGAGAUCUUGCAGUACAUUUUGAGAUUUACCUGACCAAGGUCUUCUCUGGAUGUAAAAUGACCACAUUAGAUGAACAAAAUUGAAGCUGACCUUCAGUGAACACACUGUUUAUUGAAAAUGAUUGUGAAGGAAAAUCAUUCAUAUAAAAUUUAAGUGGAUUUAGAUAAAACAAGGGCAGACCUUAUAUGUUACCGGCCAAAUCAACACCAAGUGAAAACAGGCCAGGCGAACUGAACUCAUCAGGGGGAGAAAUGAGGGAAGAGAAAAGCCAGAGAGGAAGGAUGGAAGGUACAAGACAGCAGUGGGUGUUAUGACGUCUGCAGUGACGAGCAGGUGUACAUGACAGAGUGAAGAGGAGAAAAAGAGGAUAUGAAAGGGGAAAAAGGUGACGCACAACAUGAGCAAACUAACAGGAGAUGGACCAGGAACAAACAGAAGAGGAAGGGACAGAAUGAAUGUAGAGGAGUGGAAAAGGAAAGAAUCAUGAAAAAAGACUGAAAAACAAACUCAGGAUGCUAAACAGAGUAACAUAAAAGCACAAUAUGGAACAUCAAAGUGUCGUCUCACCGAGAGAGUUGGGGGGAAGAAGCUUUUUAUGAGCCCACGAAGAAAAAAAACCCUCUUUGCCUGAAGUUAAAUUCAGUAUGGUGAAUAUAUCCCUGUGGGUUUCCACGCAAUUUAGAGAGUUACAAAGACGGAAAUAUCCUGCUGGAUAGAUCAGUUUAACCAUGUUCUUAAAAGACAUACUAUUUAUCUCCCUCUAUUCUGAAAUUUAUUGUUUUACAUACAAGGAAAAAGGCAGUAAAAUACCUUGACAAUAGCCUGUGUACCACUGUCAUUGUGUGAAGAGUCCUACUCUAAUGACAAGUGCUUAGGGUCCAAAAUUACCUGAUCAUAUCACCAGCAGGUCACCGGGAAAAAAAACUUGUAGCAUCAUAAACAAACUGGUAAAACUAUAUAAAAAAAAAAAAAAAAAAAAAAUCGCACAUGAAGUUGAACAAAAACAUUAGACAUCAUAGAUAAACUACUUGUGAUAGUCGUUAUAAGACAUUAAACUUAGUUGAUUUUUACAUCACUUACAUCUGACUAUCAUUCUUACAAUCAGACUUAAACCAAUUCCUGCAAUUCCUUCUCAGAGUUUAUUUUGUACCUAGUAACUGCUAAAGCAGGUAUAAGAAGAGUCACCCGUGUCUCCUCUAACAGGUCUGUGUCUGAUCUGUGUAAUUGAACGUUUGAUCCAGACUGUGAUGGUUUGAUCUCUCUCGGUUGCUUCUUAAACAUGCAGCCAUGUCGAAACGUUUGGCCAGUCUAGUCAUAUCAAAUUUGCCUCCGUCUAAUUCUCAGAACAGGCACGUGAAAAUAAAACACCUCUGUCAGUGCUCCGGGCUUUGCCCAGUGCAGCAUGUCUCGCCUGCCCUGCUGGUGAACUGAGCACUGGGGCUCACAGUGUCUGCUCUCUUCUCCCUCAGGCGCUGGUCUGGACUGAGCUUCCUAAUCUCCUGCAGCUUAACUACACUACCGCCUGCACAGAAGUGCGCACACACACACAAUAGUGUAACUGCUCAACUCUUUCACUCUCUUUUUUCAUUAGUUCUUUCAGUCUUACUCUUUCGUUUGUUCAUUCUCGAAUCUUUUUCAUUUGUUAGUGCUAUUUCAAUCGUUCAACUUCAUUUUGUUCGUUUCAAACGUUGUUUCUCUCUCAUAAGUUCAUUAUUUUCCUUUAGUUUGCUCUUUGAUGUUUGUUUUCACAUUCAUUUGUUCUCUUUCGUUCAUUCUUUUACAUUAUGUUACAGUACUUUUCUUCGUUUAUUCACUUAGGUUCAUUUGUUUUCUUCCUUCCAUCCUUUUUUUCCCUCUUUCCUUUCUAUCUUCUUUCCUUCCUUCGGUUCUCUCUCUUUCUGUCCAAAAAGAAAGAAUAUUUCUUUUUCAUUCGUUCGUUCUUUCUUUUGUUUUUAUUUUUCUUUCUUUCUUUUGUUUGUUUGUUGGUAUCAUUUGCUUGCUUCCUUUUUCAUUCAUUCAUUCUUUUGUUCUUUCUUUCUUCUUUCCAUCCUUCCAUUCAAUUUCUUCCAUUCAGUCUUCCUUCCUUCUCUAUUUCCUUCUCUCUCUUUCUGUCUGAUCCUUAAGAAACAUCUUCAGCAAUCCCCCAGUGGUUCCCUUCCCUCCUCUCAUGGUCACAGAAUGCUUUGGAUCCCUCCUUUAUACUACACUCACACAUAGCUAAUAACAGUACAUUAAGCGUUCCCCUGGUGCUCUCGUACGAGAGUUCGCUGACUAUUGUGUGUCUAUAUUAAACCGCUGAACAUGAGCACAACAGUACUGCACAAAAACGUACAGUUUAGAAAUCAAUUUUAAUUUGCUUCUAAUUGCUUUCAGGUAAUAGUCCCACUUUGAAUGCUACUUACCCACAGAGUGGGCUGCAAAUCUGUUUAUGCCCAUACAUAACGCAGUCUCCUACAGGACUAGAUACCACUAUAUCCAAGGGAAAUGCCUCCAAAACAACUCAGAAUCUCCCUCUGACUACAGAAGAGGGAUAAGAAGGCUACACUGUCACGCACUGCUGGGCGUUGCCAAGACAAGGAUAAAAGUUGAAGUGGAGGAACUCUUCAGUUGUCAUAGCGACAGGCUCCUUGGCUGGCCUGUCGGGCUUGGACGGAGCAUCGGACACCUGGUCAAUCCAUAGAACCAGAACUGAGCUAGCAGCCUCUGCAAGCAAGAAACUGUAUAAUGAAAUGUGGUACAAAAUGUACUGAACAGACAUAUACUGCACAUACAUAUAUAAAUAAAUGAAUAUUUAUAAAUAUAUAUAAAUAUAUAUAUAUAUGAAAAUAUAUAUAUAUGAAUUCAGAUACUAUAUACAAUAAUCCAACUCCCGGGAACUGGAUGAAGCUGUAUUACAUGUCAGACAUACAGUGGACUUUUCUCUGGUUCAUUUCAGGUUUACCGUUUAUUUCUCUAUUUUUACAUUGUUUAUUUUCUGUGUGUGUCAUAUUGAUAUAGUGUAUGGAUGACAAUGGUGGCAUUUAUUGUGGUUUUCUGACAUCUGACAAAAAAAAAAAAAAAGCUGAAUAAAUUAGAAGGAAAGCACUGAGUUUGGCUCCUGAGCUCAGAGGGCUAAAGUGAC
Ctenopharyngodon idella (grass carp) is the source of this 8045-nucleotide messenger RNA. Its product is annotated as neurexophilin-1. Lineage: Eukaryota; Metazoa; Chordata; Actinopteri; Cypriniformes; Xenocyprididae. The transcript has 2 exons. The coding region runs from base 2854 to 3705 and encodes 283 amino acids. The record is from RefSeq and is a predicted model, not a curated record. Gene Ontology annotation, molecular function: signaling receptor binding.